AUGAAGAUCUCUUCCGUUGGAACCCUUGCUGCCUUGCUGGCCGUCCAGGAGGUUUCAGCCAGCUGGCUCACUGAAGACUGCUUCCCCAAGCCCAGCAGCUGUGACAACAAGUGUACCGACAAGCAGAGCAGUGGCUGGCACUGGUCUGGCCUCGCCCCCGGACUUCCCUUUUCCUCUUUUGAUGGCUACGACUUUUCCGGCUUCACCUGCUCUGAUAAGUCUAGCAGCUUGACCAGACGCUCUUCGGAUAAAUGCAUCUCCGGAAGCAUCUCCAAGUCUGGCCAUGGCUCCGCUCCCCAAAUCAGCUGCGGUGCUGACAAGGAAUCCUUCUCCAUCACUUCGUUCAGCGUCUAUGUCGACGAGGAGACCGACGUGAUGUUCAACUACGGCAUGCCCGACGGCUCUCAGUGCCAACACACUUCAUCCUGCAGUCCCGAGGGAACCGAUGUUUCCAACGACCAGUGCGGCGGCGCUAUCUCGGUCAGCUGGACUAUCCCAGACCACAGCGGAGUCGAGUCGUGUGGAUUCGGAAUCUACUCGGUUGGCUUUGACUGCACCCCCGGCGAGGGCAACCACAAACAUACUACUCUCCCGGGUUACUCUUAUACAAUCCCCCCGGUUUCUGUCACUGUGCCUGCCGUCUCUGUACCUUCUGCGUCCCUUUCUGUCUCCAUCCCAGAUGUCUCGGUGACUAUCCCUGUAGUCUCUAUCCCAGAUGUCUCAGUGACUAUCCCUGCGGUUUCUAUUCCUUACAUCACCCCCUCUGUUCCCCCUUUCUCUGUUCCUGUGCCUUCUGGCUCGUUUUCUGUUUCUAUCCCAGUCGUUACCAGCCCUGCUCCAGCCGUGAGCUCGACUGCAGUUGUUCCUCCACCUCCUUCAGUCACUUCACAGAGCUACACCACCUCGACAGUGUGGACCACCACGCUCGUCACCGUCACCAGCUGUGCCCCGACCAUCACCAACUGCCCAGCCAACUCGCAGAGUGUCAUCACCAAGACCAUUGCUCUUUCCACUACCAUCUGUCCCGUUACUGCAACCGAAACCGGUGUGGCUGUUCCCACUGGCGGCUCUUCGCCUUCUGGAACUUCUGUUGCGCCUGUGGUAACCUCUACCCCUGGAUCUACCCCUGGAUCUACUCCCGGAUCUACUCCCGGAUCUACCCCUGGUGAAACCUGCCCAAGCGUUGUACCCAAGUGUAUCAACACCUGGAUGCCCGACACCUGCACCGACAACACUGACGUUUCAUGCUACUGCCCAUCCUCCAACGUCACCUCAAGCAUCAUCUCGUGCAUCCAAUCCUGGGGCUCUGACGCCUCUGAGAUUUCUUCGGCUUUGUCUUACUUCACCGGUAUCUGCAGUGGCUACAUUCCUGGUAACCCAGGCAUUAUCACCGCUGUCCCGACGACUAUCCCGCUUACCCCUGUGGCUGGUGUCACUGGCACGCAGGUUGCUCCCUCGGUGCCUUGCACGACCAUCGUCUAUUCGUCCACUACUUACACUGUCCCACAAGUAGCCUUUACCACAUCCACAUCUAUCGGCCCUGUCGGAGGAGAAACGUCGGUUGUUGGGCUCGUUCCGGCUCCUACGGCGCCUGCAGUUUCCAUUCCUCCUCCGGCUGGAGUCCCGGCUCCGGCUGGUGUUGUGUCUACGCUGGCGACAACGGUUGUCGGUGCUGCUAGCCCCACGGGUUUGCUUCCUACCAAGGCUUCGUCUUCAUCUACCUUGCCGCCAUUCACUAACGCUGCGGCUCUGGGGGCGGCUGUAUCCAAGGAAGGCAUCAUGCUGGGUGGUAUUAUGGGACUGCUCGCGAUGUUGAUUUAA
Messenger RNA from Talaromyces rugulosus, 1821 nucleotides. RefSeq lists its product as uncharacterized. The record is from RefSeq and is a predicted model, not a curated record. The transcript is spliced from 3 exons. The coding region runs from base 1 to 1821 and encodes 606 amino acids. NCBI's taxonomy places the organism in Eukaryota, Fungi, Ascomycota, Eurotiomycetes, Eurotiales, Trichocomaceae.